Molecule: messenger RNA, 3042 nt
Organism: Patella vulgata (common limpet)
Lineage: Eukaryota; Metazoa; Mollusca; Gastropoda; Patellidae
Exons: 3
Coding region: 422-2581 (719 amino acids)
Source: RefSeq, a predicted model, not a curated record
UGAGUUCCCUAUAGACAGACUCAGGCAAAGGGUUAGUGUAAAAGCUACGUUUUCUUUGUGUAGAUAGGAGUAGAAAGGGGUCUAGAUUGGUCUAGAAAGGACUUUUAAACUUAUCAUAUACCAUCCAUAACUAGAUUGCUGGACUAAUACAACUGUGGAGCUUGCUGUAACAACACAUGGAUUAAUUGGGAAAGAAAAACUGUUGGAUGAUAUCUGUAAAUGGUCACCAAAUUUGAAUCUGGUCUGACCCUGUUUGUGACCUCCCACAGGAAGUGAAUGUAGAUUGAGGUGUUUUUACAGUGAUAAUGCUAGACAGUAUUUAUAUGUUGUACAUGGUGUAUGUCCACUAGAUCUGAAAAUUCAGAAGAGUUUCACUAGUGGACAUGAGCUUGAGUUUUAUUGAGGACUGUCAGUUAUAAAGAUGAUUUUGGAUUCAGUUGUACCCUCUUCAACAAAUUGGUUAGAAUGUACGAUGGAGUCCGACCAGAUGUCUGCAGAUGAAAUCUACAUGGUUCUACAAGCUGAUAUGUUAAAUAUCAAGCAACAGGAACAAGUGUUACAAACAGAAAUCGAUAGUAUUAAAUCAAAGUUUUUGAAACUACUUCAAACAGUCGGCCUCGAGAAUGAACUGCCUGUUGAUUUUGAUACCGAAGUGAAGAUGGCUUCCCCUGAUAGAGUCGAGAUGACACCAACUACUACAACCCACAGAAUGCACUACAGCUACGCUGAUUACCUCAUUGAUCAACUUCUAGCCCAGGCUAGUAUAACCGAUUCCGAAGAUGAAAGCGUCUGUACUAAUGAUGAAAAUAAUAUGAACUAUAAUAAUGUGGACACUUGUGAUAAUAGUAAUCUGGUUUCGCGCCAGUUAGAAAAUGCCAGAAAGCUUUCUGUGUUACGAGAAGUUAAUAUUCGUGUGUCUCAAACUCUGUCAGAAAUAACUACCUCCGGCAACAGUGUUGUGAAUUCAAGUUCUUCUUCCGACGGAUAUCCACAGACCACCACAGAUGAGUCAUCUUCUGAGAAUCAAGUUGUACCAGAUUUAGAUUUAGAGAAAGAACUUGUUUCCCGUCUGCACUAUUACUCUGACUUCACGAUCGACCGCCAACGAAAGAUUAAUACCUUAACUACCAACAUCAUCAAUGCCACACUACGUGAAAGGAGCAAUAUAGCAGAAACAAUAGAUUUAGACACUACUGAAUGUCCUGCCAUAUCCGAGCGUCAUGUUGAAGGUUGUGAAGAUAAUGACAGAUCACCAAGAUCACGAAAUAUUGUGGGUUCUGCAUCAAACUCAUCUACUUCAAGUACCCUGAGAAAAUCCAAGAACAAAUCAUCAUCUAGGAAUAGCAGUCAUCCCCUAGCAUCAUCUACCAUGAGCCAUAGUAAGACCUCAUCAUCUUCAUCUCGUAGUUCUCGAAGCAGCAGUAGAAGUAGCAGAAGUAAUUCUCAUCCUUUGGCUUCGUCAACUGUGAUGUGUGACCCAUCAACCAACAUCUAUCCCAGCAGUACAAACUCUGAGAGUGUCUACACUUGGUCCUUAGAUGAAAACACAGACCGUGUCAACUUGGAAGAAUCUUACCUCCGCAGUCGAAAAAGAAAUCAGAAAAAUCAUUCUUCAAAGAGAUCCAGACAUUCGUCCAGAGAUCGACAACUAGAACAAGUAUCAAGUCUCAACAUUACCAAUAUGGUGUCGGCUAUUGAAGCUUCUUCAGUUUCCAGAAAAGAGAAUUUUACUGACAGUUUUUGUGAAGAUCCUGAUCUUGGUUACAAGUCUCAGACUCUACCUAGAACCAGUACCAGAGCUUGUCUGCUUUUUGAUAACAAAUCCAGUGGGAGUUCUUCAUCUGAUAUCAAGACGUCCUCUCUGCCAAAUAUUACAGGAAGCAACAGAUUGUUAAGCGAAUUGCCAGCACAUAUCUCAAAAUCCAGUCAAGCCUUAGGUUCACCACUAACAGAAAGACUUGAAUUACCAGGAAAAUCCAGCACUACCAGUGAAAGUCAGGAAAGUGCAGGACUAGAAGUUCACCCAGCUUCUGCCACCCAGUUUUUAGCUAGCACGAUUUAUGAUGAUUGCACACGGGUGACCGAGAUAACUGGAACAGACAGUUCAUUAUUAGACUCUAUUUUAACUGAUAGUCCUAAAAGUGUUGACAGCAGUGGUAUUUUUGCACCCUAUAACUCUGAUGCGACUGAGUCCCGGGGAUACACAACUAGCAGUGUUCCCUCUUCUGAUGGUAAUGGUCCCCGUGCCCCCCCACCAACACCACCCACCAUCAAGGCUCCAGUUGUUGCUGAUCCAGUUUUUAAAGUGCCAUUUAGUCCUGCUGCUCGUUCUCGCUCCAGGUCACACUCUCGCUCCAGAAAAGAUUUAAGAGCAUCAACACCACUACCUAGUUCUGAAGAAUCUACCCAAAGUGAGCCUUUACGACGACAACUAUUUUCACCCCUUGCCAACAGCACACAGAUUGAGCCAAAGAGAUUAGAUAAAAAAGCCUUAGUUAAAAAAUUCAAGAAGUUUAGCCAUAGUUUUUAUAAAAAAGACAAGAAUGGACAUUCUCAAAUUCAAACUUUGGCGAAUUUAUGAAAUGUGAAGCAAAAAAAAACUUCAUAAAAAAACAAUAAUGUGAUAAAUGACACUUUAUGUGCAAAGUUUUAACUUGUGAUGUGUGAAUAUUUGCUCAGAGUAAUGACUCUUGUGUGUUUUUAAGUGUAAAAUAUUUAUAUAUAUAUACAUAUUAUAUAAGGUUGUGAAAAAAAAAGCCAACCAAAGACAUCAUGCCAUCUGCUAGAUACAGGCAUAUUUGGGUGCAAUAAUGUAUGGAAGUUGAAAUCUUAAGUCUGUCUUCAUUUUUUCAAACUUUUUCUUCCUUUCUAUCCCUCCUCACCAUUCUUGUAAAUAGUUUGUUUUCAUAUGUACAAAUGUAUAUAGGAUUUUGUUAUUAAGAAGAUCUAAAUUAUUUUUGUUCCAUAAAUCCAGUGCUAAGUAAGCUGUCAGAAAGAUUUUCUAGUCUGUUGAAAAACUUCAAUAAAGCCAGUUUGAAACUA